Mus caroli (Ryukyu mouse) is the source of this 546-nucleotide messenger RNA. RefSeq names its product cytochrome c oxidase subunit 6B2 (gene Cox6b2). Gene Ontology annotation, cellular component: respiratory chain complex IV; mitochondrion. Lineage: Eukaryota; Metazoa; Chordata; Mammalia; Rodentia; Muridae. The record is from RefSeq and is a predicted model, not a curated record.
CCUGGGGGCCAGCCAAUCAGGCCUGAGGGUCGUAUUUUUUUUCUCCCGUGCUCUUGGGACCAGCCCUCAUUCUCAAACUAAAGGCACGGGUGGAUUUCGCAGCCCUGGUGUUCCAGCUACUUUGGCUCACUUCAGUCUGGAAUUGCUACUUGGAUGUUGGGUGUUCAAGCCCAGAAGCCCCCUCCGGGCCAAUGGACAACGCCGCCCUUUGAUCCGCGCUUCCCUAACCAGAACCAGACGCGUAACUGCUACCAGAAUUUUUUGGACUACCACCGGUGUGUGAAGACCAUGAAUCGCCGCGGAAAGAGCACACAACCCUGCGAGUACUAUUUCCGUGUAUUCCAUUCACUGUGUCCCAUCAGCUGGGUGCAGCGCUGGAAUGAGCAGAUCAAGCAGGGAACUUUCCCGGGCAAAAUCUGACCUUGCACUUGAGCGCUGCUCCCCUGGCUUCAUCAACCCCUAGUGGCUGUCCUUUCAUCAAACCCCAGCCUGGGUCUCCCCCUCCCUUCACUUUGUCUUUGUGCCACAAAUAAAGUUAUUGUGCUG